UGUCUUUUAUCUUUACAAAAUAAAAUCGUGCUGUAUUCAAACAAUUGAGAUUUAUACUUAGCUGUCAAUUGAAGUUUUUUUUAGCUGUUUGUGUACUUUCAAACACAUUUUUAUCGUUGCGAUGUUCUAUCGAUGACUCUGAGAGGUUUUGUAAAGAAGAGCCGAAGUUAUUACAAGUUCAACCCGGGAGAAACUGCAGCUGUUUUCCAGAUGGAGGGCAACACGCGUACCUGGAGUGAAAUUCUACAAGAUCCGGACUACAAACGAUUCGCGGACGAGUUUCCUUCCAUUUACACAAACCACUGGUUGAGCAAAGCUGAUGAAAAGUUCAAACAACUUCAGAUGCCCUACAUGGCAGAGCACGUGAACAGAAUAGUGGAGUUAUUGAAGCUGGAUGAAACUGAUGUGUUCAUUGAUUUAACAGAUAAUGACCACUCAAUAGCAGCCGCAAUACGCGAUCAAAUUAAGUUCAACGAGAACACAUUCUGCAUUGGGAAGCCCUUCAAACAACUGGCUGAGUGUGUGGUGCAGCACCCCUCCUUAGUGCCCCUCUACUCCGAGAGUACUCUGGUGGCCCAGGACAUGUCCCACUUUGAAGUAUUCCACAUCAACAAGGUCCUCAUCACUGCCGAGACCAUUGCCAACAAUAACAACCAUAUCACUGAUUUGCUGAAAACCUUGUCCAAAAACCUGCCAGAAGACUGGAGGAUUCUGAUCGUGUACCGUCCGGAGCACACAUACUUGCCACUGUUCGAAGGAGCCAGACAAGAGAUGAUCAAGACUCAACUGUCCACAGAUGACCUAAGAAAGCAAAUCCGAGCAGCUGGACUGGACAAGAUCUCUAUCGAACUUCACCAUUACCAGACUGAAGUUGAGUACGAAACAUGGCUGGCAAUGCUACGUUCCAGACACUUCUCCUUUCUCAGGAAUCUGAGAGCGGAAGAAGUAGAAGACGGGAUCGAGUUUGAAAUUGAGCCCAAAUAUUCGGACAUGGACAAAAUUUCUUUCAAAGACAGCUUUGUAUACUUAACUGUACUGCCAACUUCGUGAAAUUCCUAUCAAAAAAUCAUAAACCUACAAAAAUAAAAAAUUUUGCAAUUAACUUUUCGCCGCUUUUCUGCCCAACUAUAAUACGCAUAUC
This is a messenger RNA of Symsagittifera roscoffensis, 1141 nucleotides long. RefSeq lists its product as uncharacterized. The transcript is spliced from 5 exons. Bases 133 to 1050 code for a protein of 305 amino acids. Lineage: Eukaryota; Metazoa; Xenacoelomorpha; Acoela; Convolutidae. The record is from RefSeq and is a predicted model, not a curated record.